This is a messenger RNA of Dermacentor andersoni, 9840 nucleotides long. RefSeq names its product arginine-glutamic acid dipeptide repeats grunge (gene Gug). Gene Ontology annotation, molecular function: transcription corepressor activity. NCBI's taxonomy places the organism in Eukaryota, Metazoa, Arthropoda, Arachnida, Ixodida, Ixodidae. Gene Ontology annotation, cellular component: nucleus. The record is from RefSeq and is a predicted model, not a curated record.
GGAGCUGUUGGAAGUAAAUAGAAAUGGAUUGGCCUCCUCUUUGUAGCCGAAUCAUCGAUUCGGCGAAGAAGGCAUGACCCCGCAUCGAGGGAGUAACUUUUCGCAAUAUAAAGGGAGGGGGGUGGCCAGAAGAAGCAGCAGCGGUGGGUGAUCCCCGCAGUGGGAAGGAGGCAGAGUGGCGGGGGAAGGCCCCGAGCGGCCGUCCGGGGGCGAGAUCCGGGUGGGGCCCGGGCACCAGGCACGGCUGCCCGAACUGCGGCCCGCCCACGAGCCCCCCGGCAUGCCCCGCGAGGAGCUGCGCUGGACGCCCGGGGUUCCCGACUGCGACCUCAUGAUGUACCUCAGGGCCGCCAGGAGCAUGGCGGCAUUUGCGGGCAUGUGUGAUGGGGGCUCGGCGGAGGACGGGUGUUUGGCGGCCUCACGGGAUGACACGACCAUCAAUGCACUGGACCUGCUGCACGACAGCCAGUAUGACACGGGCCGCGCCCUGCAGGCUCUGGUCAAGAACCCCGUUCCCCGAGGCCUCGAUAAAAAGUGGACCGACGAGGACCAGAAACGCUUUGUCAAGGGCCUGAGGCAAUAUGGCAAAAACUUCUUCAAGAUACGCAAGGAGCUCCUCUCACAUAAGGAGACGGCUGACUUGGUGGAGUUCUACUACCUGUGGAAGAAGACCCCAGGCGCGGCGACUUCCCGGCCUCACCGGAGACACCGCAGGCAGAACGUGCUUCGGCGAAGCAGACCAUCAUCCCGACUGACCAAAGUGGCGCAGAAUGAAUUCGCGGACGCGAGUUCAGCAAGCGAAGAAGAGGAGUCUGCUGAUGAUUCUGAUUCCCGGGAAGUGCCGGCCUACAUGUGCCACAGCUGCCUUGCUACCAGUUCGAAGGAGUGGUUCCAGACGGGGAAGGAGGGUUCAGUGCUCUGCUGGGACUGCUGCCAGCAGAAGAAGGGCACCGAGGCGGUGAGGCCCCUCUCGGGCAGUGAUGGGGAUGGCUCCUCACCGUUCCUCUUCAAGCCUGUUGAUGGAGAUGCACUCAACGGCAAGCACGUGAUGCGUACCCGCCGAAACAAAGAGAACCAGAACCACAUGAAAGGCCGAAGUAAACACGGCGGCAACAAUGGGGGUGACGGAGCAAGCCCAGAAAUCAUGGAUGGAGCGCUCACUGCCAACAACCGCACCACGCUCGGAGGCCGCAAGUCACCCGCUGCCAGUGCAGCCGAGAAAGACAAGAAAAAAAAGACCAAUCCCGAUACUCCGACGAAAGGCAAAAAGCGAGGCCGGGACGACGCUGCCCCUGCAUCCAAUGCACUCCCCACGACGCCGACGACGCCGACGACGCCAACAACGCCAAGCGUCUCCCCAGUGGAGGACUCUGCAGAAGCGGCGGCAGCCCCUGCUGUUGCGACCGCACCAUCUCCAGUAAAUGAGGAGGACGAUAGAACGGCAGCGAGCUCAGCUGCCAAGAAGAAAAAGAGCGAGGCAGCCGAGAGCCCCGUUGACUCACCAGGGGGAGCCGAGGGCCUUUCGAGCCGGAGCAGCAGUGUCGGUGGCGGUGCUGCCUCCAAUGAAGAGAAUGCCCCGGAAGAACCUGAGGCGACGUCGGUUAGCCCUCCCAGCGUGUCACCGUCUCCAGUUGUGGCCCCCAUCCCGGCAGCAGUGCCGCCAGUGACAAAUGUGGCUGAAGAGCCCUCGCAGGCCGCAUCAAUGCCGCUGCGGCUACCCUCGCCAGUGGAAGAGGAGCGGCCAAACUCUCGGCCAAGCUCUCAGCAGCCCGAGCCUAGCCCUGUAGCAAAUGAUGGACCACCGAAGGAAGCACGGUGUAGCCCAGCAGUUACAGAAGAUGCACCUGUUGCCCUCCCCAUUUCACGACCACUAUGUCCUUCGCCUGUCUCUUUGGUGAUGCCAGGCAUGCCGAGCCAAGUACCACACCUGGAGCGCUCUCCACAGUUACUUCUGCCUCGCAUAUCAUCGCCCGUGCCACCACCGGCACAUCAGCUGAUCGGCAGGGGGGUGCCAACACCUCCAACGCAAACUCUGGCGCCAUCGCCGAAGUUGAUGAUGUCUGAGGAUAAGUUUGAUCAGUUGCUUCCUCAGGCACCACCCACCCUCUCGCUACCAGACCCGAGAGUGAAGUCACCAGCAGCACCACCUGAUGCCAUGCCAUUGUCCCUGAUCAAGAUGGAAGUGGAAGAGUCCAAGCCCCUUCGGCUGGUGUCAUCCCCAUUGUCACGUGGUCGCCCAACUCCCCCACUGCCCUUGCCGGGAGGCAUCAACCCAUCCCUGGCAGCUCUGUCGGCCAUGCCUCCACCCCCUGUGGAGCCCCUGCUCCCGUCGGGCAUGAUGCCCCCCACUAUCAAGAGCCAUCUUGUGCGCAUCAAAGAAGAAAUGAGCGGACCGCCCACGCUCCUCAUGGAAGGGCCCCCCAGGGGUUAUCCCCCUAAUAGCAGCAGCGGGGUCGGUUCACUUCCACCGGAAGCCACACAGUCAUUGGCUGCUAAUAGUUCACCGCUGGGGGCGCCCAGGGGCCUGUCUCCCCUGGCGCCCCUUCCCCCCUCAUCCUCCUCCUGCUUGCCAGCAUCUUCUCUGGCGGCCGCUGGUGCCUCGGCUCCCCCUCGGUCCUCGCCGUGCUCUGUGCCCGGAGCCCCCGUGGACUACCCGGGCCCGCCCCCGCACCAUGUCAAAACCGAGCCCCCACCCUCUCCCCCGAAAGAACGCGUGAGUGCCCCUUCCUCCCCUCACCACAUGCCCUCCUUUUCUCAUUCUUCCUCACCAUCACAUGUGAAGCCGGUUCCUUGCUCUGUUCCCAUGCCAACAACCCCAACCUCCACGCCCGCCUCCUCAGCCUCCGGCCACCACUACCCCUUUUCACCCCCCCUCUUUGCCACUUCCUCGGUGGCCGUGUCAACUUCUGCCUCUCCUUUGGGUGGUGGAUACCCGAGCCCGUUGGUCACUGUGGCUCGGCAGCACCCGGGGAAUGUACCUCCUUCCGGUGCACCACCACAAAUGCAUCCGGGGUUCCCAUACUCACCCUACUUCAGUCCCCAGCUUUACUCCCCACACCUGCACUUUCCUCAGACGCAUCCACAGUUUGUCCCUCCUCCCGCACCUCCGCCGCCAGCCCAUCAGGCAACGGCGCCGCAGCACCACUCCAAGACUCCUCCCUCGCGUGCCCCCGUGUCCAUGCCUCUCCCCCCUCAGCUUCCGCUGGACAGUGGUGGCGGGGGAAGCGGGCACCGGGUGGCCCCACCUUCCCACCACGGGGGCUCUGGUGGCCACCACAGUGGUGGGCUGUCGUCGCAUCACGGCAGCAGCUCCCACCAUGGUGGCCCCGUUCACCACGUUGUGCCCGAAGAGGAGGAGGAAGAGCCCGAGGCCCAGCAGCUGGUGAGGGGACCCAGCCCCGAGCCCAAGGUUGAAGACAGCGAAUGCCACCGCAGCCAGUCCGCCAUCUUUCUGCGGCACUGGAGUCGAGGCGAAUUCAACUCUUGCGCUCGCACGGACUUGACCUUCAAGCCCGUUCCUGAUUCGAAGCUGGCGAGAAAAAGGGAGGAGAGGGCACGCAAGGCAGCCGAGAAAGAAAGGGAGGAAGCCAAGCAACGGCUCAGCUCCUUGGAACACAGGAGCGGGGCAUCCGAGAACAAAGCGGGCCCCAGUGGCCACCCAUGCGACUUCCCCCCUGGUGCAAACCCCUACCGGGCAGCACCCCAGCGCGGUGCCGCGACCAACCCGUAUGCGGCAGCGGCAGCAGCAGCAGCCGCAGCAGACACCCCCGCCCUGCGGCAGCUGAGCGAGUAUGCCCGACCACACGCAGGCUUCUCCCCCAGUGGGUACCCGUCACCCCGGUCCCAUCCAGCGGCCGCUGCAGCAGCUGCGGCUGCCGCCGCCAUGGACCCCAUGAUGCUACACUACCAACUGGGCAUGUAUGCUGCAGCAGCUGCUGCCUCGAGAGAGAACAGUCUGCGUUUGGACCUGGAGAUGGAGAAACGCGAGCUGCAGGACAAGCUAAAGGCCGAGCUGGAGCUCAAGUCACGGCUCCCCCAGGCAUACGACCCGCACUGGCUGGAGCUGCAGCGGAGGUACGCGGCUGCGGCGGGGCUGGGGGCGGCCGGGGGCGCACUGGGGGCCGCUGCGGCGGGCAUGUCCCCCUUUGCGAUCUAUGGAGACCAACGAGAACGGUUGGGCUUGCCCCCCGACGACCGGCUCCACCCGGCCGCCGACCGCCUCGCCCUCGCUGCCGCCGAUCCCCUGCUGAGGUUGCAGAUGGCAGGUGAGCUCCACGUCCCCCCGACGCAUGCGCACGCCCACACACACCUGCACCUGCACCCCCCUCAUCAUGACCCGCUCUCGGCAGCAGCAGUGGCCAUGGCGAUGCCCCCCGGCGGGGAGCCCCCUCCCUCGGCCGGGCCGUACGUGACUGGCUACCCGUCUGGUGGGCCAGGCUCGGCGCCCCCCGGGGGUGGCGGUGGUCCUCCACGAGGCGCGCCGCACGGGCCCCCGCCAGGUGGCCCGCGGCCCCAGGACCUGAUGCACCCUGCUGCUGCUGCACUCAUGCGUUCUUCCUACGAGGAGCAGCUCGCGCAUCAGAUCAAUGCAGCCCAAGUGGCGGCCGCCCAGCAGCAGCAAGAGCAGCUGCAGAGGCAGUUCCUGCUCGAACGAGAGCGACUGGCCCACCUGAGUGCCCUGGGGGCAGCUCACGCGGCCUCGGCCCACCAGGCCUCAGCCGCGCAGCUGCUGCCCCAGCAUGAGGAGUUCCUACGGUGGCGCCCCACAGUCCCAAGGCAAGACUUGUCCAGUGACUGUAGUGCCACGGCUCGUCGCUGCAGCCAACAGCAGCAGCGGGAGCGGGAGCUGAAGCUCAGGACACUGGAGGAGGCUGCCCGCGGUGGCCGGCCGCCCAUCAACUGAGGAGGCGGGGCAGAUGCCGUCAACAGCGCGGCCGCCACUGCCGACGCAAUGGUUCCUGCGAACUUUCCCCCUAUCUGGUGGCGGUGUUCUCACCUGGCUCGACCCGCCAUCACUGCCGCCACCGCAGCAGCUGCAGAGGCUGGCACGGGAAAUGCAAUCGCCGUGACGACCGUCACCGGGCCACUCUUCCACCCCAUAACUUCUCUCUCUCCACCGAAUACAAGGAUUUUACGACCUAAGCUUAAGAGAGAAAUGCACAAGGUGUGGCUUUGUUCAAGUUGGUCUUGUAUUGUGGUAAACCAGCCCAUAUUAACAUGAUAUAGGGUGGAGAAAGUCAUCAAACAAGUUAUGGGCUCCCAGCUUAAAUUUAUGGACACCCGCCACGGUCGCUUAGUGGCUAUGGUGUUGGGCUGCUAAGCACGAGGUCGCGGGAUCACAUCCCGGCUAUGGCGGCCACAUUUCUAUAGGGGCAAAAUGCGGAAACACUCGCAUACUUAGAUUUAGGUGCACAUUAAAGAACCCCAGGUGGUCCAAAUUGGUGGUCUGGAGUCCCCUACUACGGCGUGCCUCAUAAUCAGAUCGUGGUUUUGGCAUGUAAAACCCCAUAAUUUAAUUAUUGUUAAAUUUAUGGAUAAUCAAGCACACUUAAUGCAAUGGGGUACAGCUGGAUAAUAUCUCUAGUUACUCGGGCACAUUUUCCUGCGUGAUGUGUUUACCGCAACGGGAGCUUCACCUAACAAGGGAAGUCUCUCAGAGUACUUGGUACAGGCAACUGAAUUGCUUUUAACGAUUGCAGUGCUGUUAGCCCUACACCCAUCGUGGUAGCUCAGUGGCUAGCUGCUGCGCACCCAGCUGCAGCAGUGUGUGUGCUUGGACAGCCAGGGAGCACUAGAGUAUCGGAGGAGCAUAGUAGUUUAAAUCAAAAUGCUACAAAACGACCUUUACACACAAAUGUCAUGAAGGAAGUGGGACUUUCAGACCCCCAAACAAUUCAGCGACCUCGAGAUAGGGAACAAAAACGCCUAGCUCACACCACACAGAUAACCGUCGACUCAAGCUGCUGGUUCUUGCUAUAAUGAGCUUCUCUGCUGUUGCAGUUCACUACGUAGUGAUUUUUUUUUUUCCAUUGGAAUAAUGAUUUGAUUGGGUUUAACAUGACAAGGGAUGUGCCGUACCAAAGAUAUUACAAAAAGGUUUUGCUUUAUACAUAGCACUAGUCGGCACCUUCUUGUGCUCUCCAAGUCAAUAUGCACUGGUUUACCACGGUUGAGAGAGAAGUGUGUGACAAGGUGUAAAGGGGGCACAUCUUAAAACCUCCUCGACGGUGGCCCAGUGUGUGUUUGCAAACUGCAGCUGCUGCUGCUACAACGAUCUUCAACCCCCCCUUCCCUUUGCGAUGGCAUUUUUCAAUCUUCUGCACCCCACCCCUCACGAGGACAAAAUGAGGUUGUGUCAUCCUGGCCUGCAGCGUGUCUUUGAAUCUGAUCACUCUGGCAAGGACUUGUGUUUCUUUGUGACAGAGGCAAGUUGAGUCAUUCCUCGAAACCCAAAAGGAUAAAAAGGUGGUGCGUUUAUUUCUUGUUUAUUCUCAUAAAGUUAUUUUCUACAUGUAUGUACACAAACAGAGAUGUGUUAUAUAUUAUAUAUAUGUGCAUGUGUGUGUGCACGUACACACUUUUCAUUGACAAUUGUUUUCCUGUUCUGAAAAAAAAAAAAAAAAAAUACCUUUGGCUCUCUUUCAUGUGUAGGUACUGAACUUGUCCUGUAAAGUGUUUAUUCUGCCCUUUUGCAAGCAUUACCUUUUAAUAUUUUUAAGUACGUAAGUAUCAAGUUUGUUUUUAUGUGAAAACGGCAGUCGGCACAGCACCUCAUUUUGCAGAGGUUGUUUGUAUUUUUUUUUUUUUUUUUUUGUGGACACUUUGCAUGUAGAGGUUUUUUACUAGUCAAGAAAGAGAACCUGCCUUUCCUUUCUCGCAAGGCUACAAGAUGCUCUGGCCCCACAUUGCGGCAUUUUAUUAUUCCUCCUGCAAACUUGUUGUGCCGCCAGUUGUUGUGAACAGUUUUAUUAUUCACCUCGCCCAGUGUUAGUUAGGACCACAGAUGUUUUUUUAAGUUUUCACAUCAUGCAAUGGCUCCCCUCCCCAACCUCGUGUUCCUUCUCCUGUUAAUGUGGUAGCCUUCGCUCCGUACUGAAUGAGCUGGUGGAAAGGGCUCGCAAGUGAGCAGUGUGGUAUAAUAGGUCAUUUAAAAUAAGGUUUUCUUUUCUUUUUUUUUUUUUUUUUUUUGGCUUGUAUGUGUGUGCCUGUUCAGAUGUGCUUAUUUUGUAUUUGUGCAAAAGCAAUUCUUCUGGUGCCAUGUAUGUGUGUGUGUGUGUUCUUGCAAGAUUUUGGAGGAAGCCCGACUAGUGGCUGGCUGAUUUUUAAAAAAAUACAAUUUUUUUAUAGCUUUGUAAAAUACGGUUGGUUGAAUGUGGCAAAUCAGUUUGGCGGAAGACCUUAAGCUGCAGAAGGGUUCUUGGAAGGGCAAAAUUUUCAUCCACGUGACUGUCGCACAAUGCUAUAAAGAAAGCCCGUAAGAGUUCCUUAGAAAGAAAGCUUCACCCUGGUCUAUGGAUUGAACCCGGGACCAACGCCUUUUCAUGGCAUUUACCAUCUACAACCGGGAGGCUAGCAUUUGCAAAGUGAGGCCGAAUUGAUUGACGAUUCGAAGCACAGGGACAUUGGAUAUGGCAAAUCAGCAAAGGUGGGGACAGGUUCACGAAGCGUAAAAAUUGUCAUCCAUCCGGCUGAAGCACUUCGCUAUGAAGGAAACCCAUAUUGACUUUGCAGUGAAAGUUCCCUGGACCAGUAAUGAAUCAUUGUUCAGCCAUGAAGCUUUCUUUCCGAGAAAUCCGUAUGCGUUCCUUUUGUAGUUUCGUGCUACAGUCGGGUGGAUGACAAUUUUCUUUCACGGUCAUUUGAGUCUGCGUUAAUAAUUUUAGGCAGAAUGCCUGGCUUUGAGGCGAUCAGCGCUGUUAGUGUGCGAAUGUUGUUCAAUGUGUCUGAAGUGGCAGACAGCGCACACUGGAUUCUAUCCACAGACAAGGAAAAACGUGCGCCAUUUUCAAUUUGGUGGCAAGGGGGUGUUGGUGGCAACUGACCUUUUAAAAGGGCCUUAUUGUGCUGUUUUCGUGUUUAACGUGACAUUUUUAGGAUGGUAGUAUUUUUACGCUUAAAAGAAAAGGGAUAAAUUAAUAUCCACAUUUUGAUUACUUUAUUUUUUAUUUAUUUCUUCGCAAGUUUCAUGGGCCAGCCACGCAUUGUUCAUGUAACAUAGUUAUGAGGUAGUGUUCCCUGUACAUACUAGCCAACUUGCAAGAGGAAAGAAAGGAAAGAAAAUGCAACUUUUCACUGUACCAGUGGGUGGUCUGUCAAGUCGUUUGUUUUGUCUCUUCUUUUCUUUAUAUAUAUAUAUAUAUAUAUAAAAAUUGCUAGAUGGAUAUUUCUCUGGCAUCUGCAACAUGUGCAGGCUUUUGUUGUCAUGUAGUGCGCGCCAACCUGUGUCGCGCAUAUCACUAGGAAUGCAAUUGUAUGCAACUGUGGGUGUUCCCCCAACGAAUGCACUUUUAAAAAAACACAACUUCGCAAAACUUUUUAAACAAAAGUUAGUGCAAAGACAGGCUACCCCAUCACCAACUACUACGACCGCUACUACAACUACUACAAGAACAAUGCAAAAAAAAAAAGUCAUCAACCGCCACAGUACAAGAGCAAAAAAAAAAAGGCUUUCCUCAUUGCAGACCUCCCGAGCUUUAGAAGCGGGAGAGCCGGGAAGCGAACACACAAAGAUACGAACUGCAUCUGUACAGACUGUCCCAUCCCUCACAAUUCAUUUUUUUUGUCGUCGCCCAUCGCCUUAAUCGAAGAGGCAACAAGUGGGCAGUUUCAGAAAAAAAAUGUGGCAAGGUCAGUCACCGACCGGCACGUGCAAUGCCACGUAACUUCAGCAAAAUGUUUUUUGUGUAAAUAAAUGAUGAAUGUGCUCAUUCAGACAUGCGCACCUUCCCCAAAAUAUGUCACUUUCCUCCGAGAACUCUCCCUUUGGAGUUGAGGUUUGCUUUCCCCCCCUUUUUUUUGUUUCCAAGCAUCUUUUCCAAGUUGCCCAGCUGCCUCCGUAGUGCCUGCAAAUGCUUUCAUUGUUUGUGUAUUUAUUGCCAAUCGAUGUAAAUAACUGUGGCCGUGUCCCCUUGCCUUUCUUCCUCCGCGAGCGUUGUCAGUGGGGCUGCCAAAAUCUCAACUCAGUCGCACCAAAUAAGACUCUUCUAGUACAAGCUGGGCACAGUUCUCCUCACCCCUGCGAUUCUCUUGCAUAUUCCUUGUGGGGUGCGCUGGCAAGGGGCUUGACUGUUUCCAUGUCGCUCUGUCAGUGGCGGCUUCCAGCCCGGUGGGACGGGCCAGCCGUUAAAAAAAAAAAAAUAGCUGUAUUCCUGCACUUUCUUUUUUUUCCUUGUUCGUGCAUUGUCUAUACAGGUGCCUUCUAAAACAAAUGCAGCAUUGCUUUUCCUUUUCUACAUCUUAUUUACACCUCAACGAGCACUGAGAUGCAGCUCCUUGUAGGUUGCAUUUCCUCGGCAUUGAAAACGACCUUGCCCAAGGGUUUCCCCCCACCCAUUACUUUUGCAAGUGCCUCCUGGGCCACAGGACUAAAGAAAAAGAUGCAGCCAGCAAGGAGGAAGUCUCUUCUCGUCUCAUACUUAAAUGUUGUCCCGUCCCACCUCGCAAAUUUCUGUUCCGAGGCCAUCCCAGCCAGUGUUGUCCCAGCCUUGCUGCUCCCUAUGGUGUACAUUUUGUGAAGUGCGCGAGGCGACUGUAAUUUUAUAUCUACUUGGGCACCUGGAAGAGUUUGUGUAAAACUUGUGUAUCGCAGACAAUAAAUAUUCAUUACUUCUUCCCCUAAAA